AUGGCAUCGGAAGUCGACGCUACGAAGAACACAGGCCACUCUUUGAAGUCGCCGUAUGGAUACACCCCCGACGCAUGGCUUGGCUACCUCUUCCUCGUUUUGUUUGGACUGUCCACGGCUGCGCAUCUGUUUCAGCUAACUCGCUAUCGGCUAUGGUGGCUCAUACCCACCAUAUGCUUCUGUGGUAUUCUUGAGUUGGUCGGCUGGGCGGGAAGGCUGUGGUCGAGCUAUAAUGUGCUCCUCAACACACCAUAUACUAUGCAGAUUGUCUGUACGAUCCUUGCGCCUACUCCGCUUGUUGCAGCCAGCUUCGUUAUGCUGGGGCAGUGCAUUCGUCGACUAGGCCAGCAGUACAGUCGCCUUAGUGCCAAAUGGUACACUAUCGUGUUCUGCAGCUGCGAUGUUAUCGCAUUGAUCAUUCAAGCACUGGGUGGUGGUGCCGCAUCCGCUGCGGUGAAUUCAGGCAAGAGCCCCACUGCUGGCAGCGAUAUCAUGUUGGCCGGAAUCAUUUUCCAGAUGGCCGCUAUCACCUUUUACAUGCUUCUCGCCUCGGAAUUCGUGCUGCGAUAUCUCUACGAUCGUCCCGUCAAUUCUCGGGCAUCUGAGCCGACACCAUACGCCCUGGAUAAGAGCAUGAAGCAGAUGCUAGCUGCGCUAGUGUUCAGUAGUCUGUGCAUCUAUCUCCGAUCAUGGUACCGUACUAUUGAACUUGCUGGUGGAUGGAACGGCUACGUUAUCCACACGCAGCGAUACUUUGUUGUCAUGGACGCUAUGAUGAUCACAUUUGCGAUGGUGGUCAUGAACGUCUUCCACCCCGGUCGUCUCUUGGGUGCCGCUCCCACAUGGAAUGGCGACAUUUCACUAGGUGGGAUCGACAAAUCCGACCAGGCUGUUGAGAAGGGCUGGUCGGGCGCUGACGGUGGUUCGAGAUGA
Fibroporia radiculosa is the source of this 933-nucleotide messenger RNA. RefSeq lists its product as uncharacterized. Gene Ontology annotation, cellular component: fungal-type vacuole; plasma membrane. The record is from RefSeq and is a predicted model, not a curated record. Bases 1 to 933 code for a protein of 310 amino acids. NCBI's taxonomy places the organism in Eukaryota, Fungi, Basidiomycota, Agaricomycetes, Polyporales, Fibroporiaceae. The transcript is spliced from 11 exons.